CGCCCGCCGCCCGGCUCCCCGCGCCCGCCGCCCGCGCCCGCCGGCGCCCGGCCCGCCGCCCGCGCCCCAUGGCGGCUCCGGAGUGGGACUGGUUCCAGCGCGAGGAGCUCAUCGGGCAGAUCAGCGACAUCCGCGUCCAGAACCUGCAGGAGGAGAGGGAGAAUGUGCAGAAGAGGACCUUCACUCGGUGGAUAAACCUCCAUCUGGAGAAGUGCGACCCUCCUCUGGAAGUUAAAGAUUUAUUCAUUGACAUACAAGACGGCAGAAUCCUAAUGGCGCUGUUAGAAGUCCUGUCCGGGCGAAACCUGCUCCACGAGUACAAAUCCUCGUCCCACCGCAUCUUUCGGUUGAACAACAUAGCGAAAGCACUUAAGUUUUUGGAAGAUAGCAACGUAAAACUGGUUAGCAUCGACGCGGCAGAAAUAGCGGACGGCAACCCCUCCUUGGUUCUUGGGCUGAUAUGGAACAUAAUCCUCUUCUUCCAGAUUAAGGAGCUCACGGGCAACCUCAGCAGAAACUCGCCACCGUCCAGCCUGUCGCCGGGCUCCGGGGGCACAGACUCCGACUCCUCGUUCCCACCCACGCCCACGGCCGAGAGGAGCGCGGCGCUGUCCGUGAAAGACCAGAGGAAGGCCAUCCGGACCCUGCUGGCGUGGGUGCAGCGGAAAACGCGCAAGUACGGCGUGGCGGUGCAGGACUUCGCGGGCAGCUGGAGGAGUGGGCUGGCGUUCCUGGCUGUGAUCAAGGCCAUCGACCCCAGCCUGGUGGACAUGAAGGCGGCCCUGGAGGACUCCAUGCCGGAGAAUCUGGAGAAGGCUUUCCGCAUCGCGCACGACGCCCUUCACAUCCCCAGGCUCCUGGAGCCGGAAGACAUCAUGGUUGACACGCCGGACGAGCAGUCUAUCGUGACUUACGUGGCACAGUUUCUAGAACAUUUCCCGGAGCUGGAAGCCGAGGAUUUUGUGGACCCAGAUAAAGACGCCCCGAUCGAGUCCACCUUCGUCCGCAUUAAAGAAACGCCCUCGGAGCAGGAGAGCACCGUCUUCUAUGUGACUGACGACGGGGAGCGGGCCUACACCGUCAACCACGACACCAGCCACCCGCCCCCCUCCAAGGUCUUCGUCUGCGACAAGCCCGCGUGCGGGAAGAACUCCCGCCCGGGUGGCGCUUCUGGCCCCACGCCGGCAAACAGCCCCCCCGAGGUCACACAGCAGGGCACGGACUGGGACACCCUCGGGGCCGCCGGCAGGACCUGCAGCCUCAGCGAGCCGCCUCCAGAAUUUUCCAUCUUAUCCAGAAAGGACAACCAGAGGUCCAGCUCCCUGCCGGUCAAGAAAACGGUGCACUUUGAAGCGGACGUCUACAAGGACGCCUCCUGCAGCAAGGACCCCGUCCACGGCCAAGACUGCGGCUUCGAAGGCGGCCCGCGGGGGACCAAGGACUUGUGGAAGCAGGAUGGGCACGGCCCGGAGGUCGCCCAGGAAAGGCCGGAGGCAGCCCCGGACCAGGCCCCGGGCGAUGAUUGCCCGGCGGACCGUCAGACCGGCCCUUCUCAGACCCCCCAGGGCUCUGCCCCCCGGAACAGGGCCUCGGAGCGGCCGGCCAGCCCGGGCGAGGAGGGCUGCCCCCGGGCGCGCCUCGGAGAGGAGACCGUGUUGGCCGAUUCCUCGGAGAUCAAGGUGACGCUGCAGACCGGAGAGGCCACGGACGAGGUAGACGAUUUCGAAGGCAUACCCCUGAAAGCCUCUAAAUUUAACAGUGACCUCGUCGAUUUUGCCUCCACCAGCCAGGCUUUCGGCGAGGACCCCCCGCCCGCGGAGGACGGGCCCGCGGAGGCGGAGGCUGCGGAGGAGCAGGCCGAGAACCGGGGGAACGGGAGAAGCACGUCCGCCCCCAGGAUGGAAGGUGCGGACGAGCCCCCGGGGCAGCCCGGACACGAAGACCACAGCCGUGUGGUGGCCCCAGAGGAGGAGCCGGGGGGCAGGAAGCCAGAGGUGUAUGAAAAGGCGAAGUGCAAGUCCCCACGGCCCCCGCGCGGGGAGGAGGAGGCGGAGGCCGAGGACCCCCCCGCGUUUGUGGGGGACUUGCCCUCCAACCCGCCCAGCAGCCAAGUGAGCCUGGAGACCCUGGGCAGCCACAGCGAGGAAGGCCUGGACUUCAGGCCCUCCCCGCCCCUCUCCAAGGUCUCCGUCAUCCCGCACGACCUCUUCUACUACCCACACUACGAGGUGCCCCUGGCCGCCGUCCUGGAGGCGUACGCGGAAGGCCAGGAGGAUUUCAAAGCCGAAGACGCGGACUUUGAGGACCCGGAGGACUACCUGUCUGACCUGGAGCAAAGGGAGGACGAGGACGAGCCCGAGGCCUCCGAGAGCAGCGGCAGCUUCGGGGGCCUGGGCGAGGACCUCCCCCGGCCCCCCACCCAGGAGCCCGACAGGGACCAGGGAGCACAGGGGGCCAAGCCAGCCUCGGGCCCUCCCCCCGCCCUGGCCCCAGAGGACCACCAGCAGAGGGAGGCCACAGCCCGCGCCCCUGGGGCGAGCCAGCAGUCCCAGGAAUCCCCAAACUCAGAAAACUUAAGAAACGCUUUAGAAGAAAAAGUGAUGGAAGAAUCGGUCAGCAGCAAAAAAAAGGAAAAAAAGAAGCAUGUGGACGACGUAGAAAGUUCAAUAUUGCUCACCCCCGGGGCUGUGCGGUCCUCCGACGAGCUGGACGAAGACCCUGGCUUCCACAGAGUCCCUUCCAGGACUAGCCACAGCGACUCCAGCAUUUACAUUCGACGACAUACUAACAGGUCUUUGGAAUCGGAUCACUCUAGCUAUGUUCAGUUGAGGAAUGCAGCCGAUCUGGAUGACAGAAGAAACCGAAUGUUAACCAGGUACAAUACUCAGAGGCUCACUGAGCUGAUUUUACAGUUUUAUGGCGUCAGAGCAGACAUGAAGAGGGAGUGCAAACAUGCCAGGAUGUCCAUGAAAGCCAACCACUCGGGUGAAGCCUCACUGCGGGAGAGCCAGAGCCCGCACAGCGACUCCCUGACGCAGUUCGUCCAGCAGCCGGACAUGAUGUACUUCAUCCUGUUCCUCUGGCUGCUGGUGUACUGCCUGCUGCUCUUCCCCCAGCUCGACGUCAACAGACUCUGAGCGCGUCCGCGCAAUAAAGAGACCGGACCGGC
Myotis myotis is the source of this 3169-nucleotide messenger RNA. RefSeq names its product calmin (gene CLMN). Gene Ontology annotation, biological process: negative regulation of cell population proliferation; nuclear migration. Gene Ontology annotation, molecular function: actin filament binding. The coding region runs from base 69 to 3137 and encodes 1022 amino acids. Gene Ontology annotation, cellular component: nuclear outer membrane; cytoplasm; meiotic nuclear membrane microtubule tethering complex. The transcript has 14 exons. Lineage: Eukaryota; Metazoa; Chordata; Mammalia; Chiroptera; Vespertilionidae. The record is from RefSeq and is a predicted model, not a curated record.